Choloepus didactylus (southern two-toed sloth) is the source of this 3028-nucleotide messenger RNA. It is a transcript of the gene ELFN1, whose product is annotated as extracellular leucine rich repeat and fibronectin type III domain containing 1. The transcript has 2 exons. The coding region runs from base 294 to 2690 and encodes 798 amino acids. The record is from RefSeq and is a predicted model, not a curated record. NCBI's taxonomy places the organism in Eukaryota, Metazoa, Chordata, Mammalia, Pilosa, Megalonychidae. Gene Ontology annotation, molecular function: protein binding. Gene Ontology annotation, cellular component: plasma membrane.
GCUCGCUCCCCACAGCAGCCGCUCCCCGCAGUCGACCCUCUGCAGCCCUGCCCUGCCCUGCUGGAAACCCAGAAGUCACCUCUCCGGACUAGGCUGAUGGGCAGGGGGGCCUCGGGUACUGGCUGCGGGCAGUGAGGGAGGAGAGCCGGACCCCUGCCGCGCAGCCAUGCAGCCUGGGACAGGACACCUCUGACCGCACAGGCGCCCUCGCCCCUGCCCACCGUCCCCCCGGGGGCUGCCACCUGGUGCCCCGUCCGUUGCCUGGGGUGAGGCGUCCUGUGGGCGCAGCCCCGAUGGCCGGGUGCAGGUGGGGCGCGCUCUGGGUGUGGAUGGCGGCGGCGGUGCUUCUGCGGGCAGCCGGGCUGGCCCGUGGCGACUGCUGGCUCAUCGAGGGGGACAAGGGCUUUGUGUGGCUCGCCAUCUGCAGCCAGAACCAGCCGCCCUACGAGGCCAUCCCGCAGCAGAUCAACAGCUCCAUCGUGGACCUGCGGCUGAACGAGAACCGCAUCCGCAGCGUGCAGUUCGCCUCCCUCAGCCGCUUCGGCAACCUCACGUACCUCAACCUCACCAAGAACGAGAUCGGCUACAUCGAGGACGGCGCCUUCUCGGGCCAGUUCAACCUGCAGGUGCUGCAGCUGGGCUACAACCGGCUGCGCAACCUCACGGAGGGCGUGCUGCGGGGCCUGAGCAAGCUGGAGUACCUGUACCUGCAGGCGAACCUCAUCGAGGUGGUCACGGCCAGCGCCUUCUGGGAGUGCCCCAGCCUGGUCAACAUCGACCUGUCCGUGAACCGCAUCCAGCAGCUGCACAGUGCCACCUUCGCCGGGCUCGCCAGGCUCUCCGUGUGCGAGCUGUACAGCAACCCCUUCUACUGCUCCUGCGAGCUCCUGGGCUUCCUGCGGUGGCUGGCGGCCUUCACCAACGCCACGCAGACCUACGACCGCAUGCAGUGCGAGUCACCGCCGCUCUACUCGGGCUACUUCCUGCUGGGCCAGGGCCGGCCCGGCCACCACAGCCACCGCAGCAUCCUGAGCAAGCUGCAGUCUGUCUGCACCAACGGCGCGGACACAGCUGGCCCCCACCCCGGGCCUGGGCCCGGCCGCUCGCCGCCCCCGCCCCCACCACUGCCGCCCGAGCCCAGCGACGCGCCCUGUGGCGACGAGGACUGCUUCUCCGGAGACGGCACCACGCCGCAGGUGGCCCUGCCCACACCGGCCACCCCAGCUGAGGCCCGGCCCCUCAUCAAGGUCAAGCAGCUGACGCAGAACUCGGCCACCCUCACGGUGCAGCUGCCCAGCCCGUUCACCCGUAUGUACACGCUGGAGCACUUCAACAACAGCCGGGCCUUCACCGUCUCCAAGCUGACCAAGCCCCAGGAGGAGAUCCGCCUCACCAACCUGCUCGCGCUCACCAACUACACCUACUGCGUGGUGUCCAGCAGCUCCGGGCUGCACCACAACCACACCUGCCUCACCAUCGGCCUGCCCAAGCCGCCUGGCCCGCCGGGCCCCGGGCCCAGCCCCUCCACGGCCACCCACUACAUCAUGACCAUCCUGGGCUGCCUCUUCGGCAUGGUGCUGGUUCUCGGCGCCGUCUACUACUGCCUGCGCAAGCGGAGGCGCCAGGAGGAGAAGCACAAGAAGGCGGUGGCGGCGGCGGCGGCUGACAGCCUGAAGAAGACCAUCAUCGAGCUCAAGUACGGGCCGGAGAUGGAGGCGCCCGGCCUGGCAUCGCUGCCCCAGGGCCCGCUGCUGAGCCCCGAGGCCGGCACCCACAUCCCCUACCUGCCGGCCGCCGGCGAGGCCAAGGAGUACCAGCUCGCCGACAGCGGCGACACGCCCAAGGCGGCCAAGGGCAACUACAUGGAGGUGCGGGCAGCCGAGCAGGGCCCCGGCGGCCAGGGCUCAGCGGCCGAGAUCUCCACCAUCGCCAGGGAGGUGGACCGGGUCAACCAGAUCAUCAACAACUGCAUCGACGCGCUCAAGUCCGAGGCGGCCUCCUUCCCGGGCACCAAGGCCGGAGCCACGGCCGAGCCGCCGCUGGUGCUGCUGGCUGAGCCGCUGGCCGCCAAGCACGGCUUCCGGUCGUCCGCCUUCCAGGACUCGCUGGCGCACGGCCUGCAGCGGCACCCCGGCGUGGACACGGCUCCAGUGCCCACACGCAGCCCGCGCGCCCUCCGCGCCGACACGGCCACGGCCGAGGCCAAGUACAUCGAGAAGACCUCUCCGGCGGCGGCCGCCAUCCUCACCGUCACCCCCGCGGCUGCCGUGCUGCGCGCAGAGGCCGAGAAGGCCCGGCAGCUCGGGGAGCACCGGCACUCCUACCCCGGCCCCCACCCCGCCGAGCCGCCCGCGCCCCCGCAGCCGCCCCCGCCGCCCCUCGCCGGCCUAGGUGGCCGCAAGCCGUCCCUGCUGGAGCCGCUGACCCGGCCGCGGCCGCGCGACCUGGCCUACUCGCAGCUGUCCCCGCAGUACCACCACCUGGGCUACUCGUCCAGCCCCGAGUACGGCUGCAAGGCGCCGCAGAGCAUCUGGGGGCGCUUCAGACUGAGCCGCCGGCGGCCCAAGGACGACGAGGAGUUCAUGGCCGCCGGGCACGCGCUGCGCAAGAAGGUCCAGUUCGCCAAGGACGAGGACCUGCACGACAUCCUGGACUACUGGAAGGGCGUGUCGGCGCAGCACAAGUCCUGAGCCGCCGCCGUGCGGCCCUCCCCGCCCGCUGGGCCGAAGCGGACAUGAGGGCCACAGCGGCUCUGGGUGACCCAGACUCGCCCCCAACCGGCGCGUGCACCUGAGGGGAGCCCCAGCCCCCACGGGGACGGUGGGUGGAGGGGGCAGUAACAGGGGCGGCCGCCGGGAAAGAGAGGGCAGCGGGCUGGCUCCUGUCACCAGAUGCCCUGGCUGGCGUGGGCGGCGUGCACACACACACAUGCAUACAAUGUGUGCACACACAAACACGCACACAGUGCACACAUACACAGUGUGUGCACACACAAUGCACAUACACAACACACACUGUGCACACACAA